Messenger RNA from Gavialis gangeticus (Gharial), 3846 nucleotides. RefSeq names its product filamin A interacting protein 1 like (gene FILIP1L). Bases 141 to 3710 code for a protein of 1189 amino acids. The record is from RefSeq and is a predicted model, not a curated record. The transcript is spliced from 7 exons. Lineage: Eukaryota; Metazoa; Chordata; Crocodylia; Gavialidae.
GAGCAAGAGCAGGAGUGAGAGUAAGUGAAGGUAGCAGUAAAAAAUACUCUCACUUCUCUGUCAGUGUGACCAGCAUAGGUCUACAAAGCUGCACUGCAUCAGCUCUUGAAGGACUUUACAACAAUUUCAGAGAUAUAAAAAUGCGCUCCAGAAGUAACAGCACAGAAAUUCCAGACAAAUCAAAACAGUGCCAGCAAAGGCAAAGGGAUCACCAUAAGGAAGAUACUGUUUUCACAGGGAUAGUAAAUACAAAAAAGGGAAAGGAGAAUGACUAUACAGCACAAAGUAGCACUAUACUAAGAAGCCCCACCUCCGAAAAUAAACAAAGAAGAUAUUCCAAGCAAGGAGAGGACCUUUCUCGAGAUGAUCUCCUAUUUCUUCUCAGUGUCCUUGAGGGUGAAUUGCAGGCUCAAGAUGAAGUCAUAGGAGUUCUUAAGGCUGAAAAAAUUGACCUGGCUUUGCUGGAAGCACAAUAUGGCUUUGUAACUCCCAAAAAGGUGCUAGAAGCACUCCAACGAGAUGCUAUUCAGACAAAAGCUGCACAAUGGCAAGAGGAUAUCUAUGAAAAACCUAUGGGAGAGCUUGACAAAGUUGUUGAGAAACAGAAAGAAACUCACAGACGAAUGCUGGAGCAACUCUUAAUGGUAGAAAAAUCACACAGACAGACUCUGUAUGAGCUGGAAGAUGAGAAAAGAAAGCAUACAGAGUAUAUGGAAAAAAGUGACGAGUUUACCAAUUUACUGGAACAAGAACGAGAAAGACUGAAAAAGCUUCUUGAACAAGAAACGGCUUAUCAGGCAAAAAGAGAGAAGGAAAACAACAAGAAGACAGCUAAACUAAAAGAAGAACUAACAAAAUUGAAAACAUUUGCGUUAAUGGUGGUGGAUGAACAGCAAAGACUCACUGACCAACUAAACGAACAGAGUCAAAAAAUUCAAGAGCUAGCCACCACUGCAGAUCAAGCAUAUGCAAAGCUCACCAUUGCUGAAGCAAAAUUUCAGGAAGAGGAGCAAAAAGUUAUCAGGCUGGAGGUUGAAUUGCAGGCCCAGAACAACAAGAUUUCCCAAGACCAAGAAGCAAUGAUGGCCAAGCUAACCAAUGAAGACAGUCAGAAUCGCCAGCUCCGGUUGAAGUUAACUGCACUCAGUCGACAAAUUGAUGAACUAGAUGAGACUAAUAAAUCUCUGCGAAAAGCAGAGGAAGAAUUGCAAGACCUAAGGGAUAAAAUGAAUAAAGGAGAGUGCGGAAAUUCUACCCUUAUGGCUGAAGUUGAAGAAUUACGGAAACGUGUGCUGGAAAUGGAAGGUAAAGAUGAAGAGCUCAUAAAAAUGGAAGAGCAGUGCAGGGAGCUUAAUAAAAAAUUAGAAAAAGAAGCAGCACAGAGCAAGAACCUUAAAGCAGAAGUUGACAAACUCAACAAAAGAAUCAUGGAACUGGAGAAACUAGAAGAUGCUUUCAGCAAGGGCAAACAAGAGUGUUACUUUCUGAAGUGCAAUCUAGAAAAAGAAAAAAUGUUAACAAAGCAAUUGUCCCUUGAACUGGAUAGCUUAAAAGCUAGAAUGGGAGAGCUUGAAGCCAUUGAAAACAAGCUAGAAAAAACAGAAGUCACACUUAAGGAUGACCUAACUAAACUGAAAACACUAACAGUGAUGUUGGUGGAUGAAAGGAAAACAAUGAGUGAGAAAAUAAAGCAAACUGAAGAAAAGUUACAAGCUGCAAAUACUCAACUUCAGGUGGAGCAAAAGAAAGUUCAGACAGUUACAGAAAAGCUAAUUGAGGAAAGCAGAAAGGCGCUAAAAUCAAAAUCUGAUGCAGAGGAAAAACUGUCUACUGUAACAAAGGAAAGAGAUGAACUGAAAAACAAACUGAAAGCAGAGGAAGAGAAAGGAAGUGAUCUUGUUUCCAAAGUAAAUGUUCUAAGGAAAAGGCUUCAGUCCUUAGAAGCCAUUGAAAAAGAGUUUCUGAGAAAUAAACUCAAAGAGACUACUAAAUCCAGCACAUCUUUACAGCAGGAGAACAACAAAAUAAGAGAACUUUCCCAAGAAGUUGAGAGGCUGAAACAUAAGCUGAAAGAAAUGAAAGCCAUAGAAGAUGAUCUCAUGAAAACUGAGGAUGAAUUUGAGUCUCUAGAACGAAGAUACAUUAAUGAACGAGACAAAGCAAAGUUUCUGUCAGAGGAACUAGAGAUUGUAAAAAUAGAACUGGCUAGGUAUAAACUGGCAGAGAAGGCAGAGUCCAACCAAGAACAGUGGCUUUUCAAAAAGCUUAAAGAAGAAGAAGCUAAGUCAGGUCACCUGUCUCGAGAGGUAGAUGCAUUAAAAGAGAAAAUUCAUGAGUAUAUGGCGACAGAGGACUUAAUAGGUCAUUUACGGGGGGAUCAUACAAUCCUGCAAAAGAAACUCACACAACAAGAAAACAAAAACAGGGAGCAGGCAAGAGAAAUGGAAAACCUCACAAAAGAAUUAGAAAGGUACAGGCGCUUCAGUAAGACCCUCAGACCUAGUCUCAAUGGAAGGAGAAUUUCUGAUUUGCAGGUUCUCUCUAAAGAAGUCCAGACAGAACCAGCUGACAAUGAACCACCUGAUUACAAGAGCCUUAUUCCAUUAGAACGCGCAGUCAUAAACGGGCAGUUAUAUGAAGAGAGUGAUAAUGAUGAUGAAGACCAUAGUGAGGAGGAGCAAAUGAUAUCUUUUAAAUGCAAUUCAUCCAUUGCAAAUGCUGUAAACAAAAAAUUAUGGAUCCCAUGGAUGAAGUCAAAAGAAGGCCACCCUCAAAAUGGAAAAAUUCAUGCAAAACAAAAUGGAAGUUUUGCACAGCCUGGAGAUCUAGUUCUAAGUCAUAUACCUGGACAGCCUCUUCAUAUAAAGGUUACUCCAGACCAUGGACAAAAUACAGCGACACUUGAAAUAACAAGUCCUACUACAGAAACUGCUCACUCUUACACUAGUACUGCGGUUAUACCUAACUGUGGCACACCAAAACAAAGAAUAACUAUUAUUCAAAAUGCCUCCCUAACUCCAAUAAAAACAAGAGUGGCAGAAGGCUACAUGAGCCCAGAACAAGCUAUGUCACCUCUUACUAUGGCUGCUUUUGCAAGAUCUCAAACACCCGAAUCAUGCAUCUCAGGAACUCCAGAAAGGACAAUGUCCCCCUUGGCUCUGCCAGGCUCUUCCAGUGCUCAGGAACAGAUACUUUCAACGGAGCCUUUGGAAAUCAGUGCCAAGCAUGCUGUUUUUAGAGUAUCUCCAGACAGGCAAUCAUCCUGGCAGUUCCAAAGAUCUAACAGUACUGGUUCAAGCGUAAUAACUACUGAGGAUAAUAAAAUCCACAUUCAUUUAGGAAGUCCUUAUGUUCAAGCUCUUAGUAAUUCAGCAAAGUCCAGCAACCCUUGUACUCCAAUGCAGGAUAGCAGAACACCAGCACUAUCUAAUGGAACACCCAGUAAACCUACCAAUAAAAUCACCAGCAGUAUCACUAUCACACCAACAGCCACGCCUCUCCCACGACAAUCACAAAUUACAAUUGCUGAUAUGUUCCGGCGUUCAAUUCCUACUCGGAUUCCCAAACCAAAGCCUACAAGCAUAACCAAGUUACCCGUGAGAACUCCUACUGGGCACCUCCACAAGCCACUCCAUGAUAGCAAUAACGGAAAGCUACACAUCGUAAGAACUGUAUCUAAAACUUGCCUUCAAAAUGGAGGGAAAAGGUAAAACAUUCUCUACUAUGCCCAUAUGUAACAUCUCCUUGAAGAAUGUGAAUAUCUGGAACAAUCACCUCUAAGAGCUGUGUGAGAAAAAGCUAAUACUUCCACAAAGGAUGAAAUAAAAAAAGCUAACCAUUCACAGG